Molecule: messenger RNA, 828 nt
Organism: Symbiodinium natans
Lineage: Eukaryota; Dinophyceae; Suessiales; Symbiodiniaceae
Source: the annotation of a GenBank genome assembly
AUGGCGACCCGCGAGUUUUCCGCCUUGUUGUUGGCGCUCCUGCAUGCUUCCAGCAUCGAGCUCGGCAGCGCAGACGGGCCCACGACAACAACGACGACGACAACGUCGACGCUGCUGGGGCGAGGAGUGGUCGUAGAGGGGGCCGGGAGAUCUCUCGUCAAUGGCGUCUACUUCGCGAGCACGCCCCACGCGUCCCACACCUGGGUGGAUCCUAACCAAGGCUACUAUGUGCUCAAGGAGGCUACGUCUGGCACCCAAACAGGCCUCAUCGACGUCUACUACAAUCAAGACUUUGGUGGCUGGAGGAUAGCUGCAGAUGGUCAAGAGAAUUAUCUUGCAGAUUGUCUUUCCUGUACCUGGUCGUCCUUGGCGGCAGGGGAGGACCCUGCCCCUUCCGUAUCCGCCUUCGGCGGCAGCGGCGACGGCAGUACCACCGCAUCCACGUCAUCCACAUCCCCGCUCCCGCCCACAGCUUUGCUCAGCAUGUGCCUCGUCUCACUUCUCUGCCUGCUCGCCUGUGACAUCGGCAUCGCUGGGGGCAUCCAGGUUCUGGAGCCAGCUUCCUUGAACCCAACCAAUGUCGAGCGGAUCCGACGCUACGGCGGCUCCACCUGCGGCGCCAUGCCCUGGCCAGAGGACCACCAUCAAGAGAACGAUUGCCGCUUGGAGCGGCUGGAGAAGAUGAUGUCUCGCGCAGUGAAGCAUCUCUCCAGUGACAGGAAACGCCAGCACAGCCGCCUGACAAGUGGCUACACUUCCUCGGGAGGCUCCUCCCUGUCCUCCGCCUCCGAUGACCGCUCUGAAAGCCAUGACUCAGAGCACUCCUGA